AGUGAAAUGAAAGCCAUCAUCCAAAUCAAUUCCAAUUGAAACAGAGACAGAAAAGAUGGAAAGAUAUUACAAAUUUGUAGUACUUUUUUUGGUGUUGAUUCAAAUUGCACAAAUAUGUUUGUGUGCAAAUUCAAACUUCCCCUGCAUAGAACAAGAGAGGCAAGCUCUUCUCGAUUUCAAAGCAUCUAUUUCAUAUGAUUCACCAAACAAGCUUUCAUCAUGGAAAGGCACUCAUUGUUGUCAAUGGGAAGGUAUUGGCUGUGACAAUGUUACUGGACAUGUUGUCAAGCUUGAUCUCAGGAAUCCUUGUUACCACUCACCAUCUUGGCGGCCACAACUACACUAUUUUGACGACAACGCGCACAUUUUGGAAGAUGAUAUGCCUUGUUUGCUGGUAAUUGCUUCAAAUGUGAGCUCAUCUUUGUUGCAAUUGGAACACUUGACUUAUUUGGAUUUGGCUGGAAAUAAUUUCAGUUGGAGUCCAAUUCCCGUGUUCAUUGGUUCUAUGGGACGCCUUGAGUAUCUCUCCCUCUCUGCAGCUCGUUUUAGUGGGAAAAUUCCCAAUAGUCUCGGCAAUCUCAGGAACCUAUACUAUCUUGAUCUCAGCUUCAAUCACUAUGUCUAUUACUCUCCCUCUUUGAGUCGCAUGAUUGUAGAGAGAGAAUUACAAAUGAAUGGUGACAUCAGUUGGAUAUCGAAACUCCAUUCACUCAAACACCUUGACUUGAGUGAUAUUCGCCUCAAUGAAACACACAACUUGUUCCAGGUACUCAAUACACUUCCUUCCUUGUUAUAUCUUUCCUUGUCUGAUUGUGAAAUUGACAAUUCACUCAUUCCUCGUCAUGCUUUCCGAAACAUGACAUCUCUUGUCUAUCUUGAUCUCUCAUCGAAUGAGCUUCAUGGUCCAAUUCCUGAGUCUUUUCAAAACAUGACUUCUAUGGAAUCACUUUAUCUUUCUUUCAACAAUUUCACUUCUAUUCCAUCAUGGUUCACUGGCUUUGAGAAACUUACCCUUCUUGACCUUUCUUACAAUGGGCUUCAUGGUCCAAUUCCGGAGGUGUUUCGAAACAUGACUUCCAUUGAAUCACUCUAUCUUUCAAAAAAUAGUUUAACUUCAAUUCCACCAUGGCUUGCUGAGUUGAGGAGACUUGUGCACCUUAACCUUAGGUGGAAUCAACUAACACUUAAAGAAUGUUUUCUAUCAUCAAUCAUAACAAACAUGUGCCACCUAAAACAAUUAGAUUUAUCAAGAAACAAGCUUCAAGGGGAAUUAAUGGGACACUUUGAAUUAUCUGGUUGCAAUACAUAUGAUUUGGAGGUACUGAAUUUAGGGUGUAAUGAUAUAAGUGAUCGCCUGCCAAAUUGGUUGGGCCAACUUGAAAAGCUAAAGUACCUUGGUGUUUUUUCAAAUUUUCUCCAUGGACCUAUCUUCCCGUCUAUAGGAAAGAUGCCAAAGUUGCAAGGGCUAGAUCUUUCCAAUAAUGCAUUGGAAGGGGUCAUUUCAAGUAAUAUUGGACAACUUGUCAAUUUAACUUACAUUGAUCUUUCUUCUAAUAAAUUGGAUGGUUCUAUUCCUCAAAGCUUAGGGAAACUUGAAAAUCUACAAUCUCUUAUUCUUUCAAAUAAUUCCUUUAAUGGACUCAUUCCUGAAAAUCUUGGUCAACUUGUCAAUUUAUAUGACUUAGAUCUUUCUUCUAAUAAAUUAGAUGGUUCUAUUCCUCAAAGCUUAGGGAAACUUGAAAAUCUUAAAGAUCUUUAUCUUUCAAGCAAUUCUUUUAAUGGAUCCAUUCCUGAAUUUUUUGGUGAACUUGUCAAUUUGAAUCAUUUGGAUCUUUCUUCUAAUAAAUUUCAUGGUUCAAUCCCUAAAAUCCUAGGGAAACUUGAAAAUCUUUAUUCUCUUGAUCUUUCAAGCAAUUCUUUUAAUGGAUCCGUUCCUAACUUUUUUGGUCAACUUGUCAAUUUGAUUUAUUUGGAUCUUUCUUCUAAUAAAUUUCAUGGUUCAAUCCCUAAAAUCCUAGGGAAACUUGAAAAUCUUUAUUCUCUUGAUCUGUCAAACAACUCUUUUAAUGGAUCCAUUCCUGAAAGUCUUGGUCAACUUGUCAAUUUGAAUUAUUUGGAUAUUUCUUCAAACAAGUUGGAUGGAAUAAUGUCUAUGAAAGAUGGUUGGCAUUUAAAUUUGAGGAAUUUGAAUCUCUCCCAUAAUCAAAUCACUGGUUCACUUCCAAAAAACAUUGGUCAUGUAAUGUUGUCUUUGGAAAACUUGUUUCUAGAAAAUAACCACUUAAAUGGUUCAAUACCAACCUCUUUGUGCCAAUGUCAACUGAACAACCUUGACCUUUCAAACAACCAUUUGUCCGGUGAAAUUCCAAAUUGUUGGAAGGAUAAUCAAAAAUGGUCCGAGAUAAAAUUGUCAUCCAACAAACUAACUGGAGCAUUUCCAAGCUCAUUCGGGAAUCUUUCAUCGUUGGUUUGGUUGCAUUUGAACGAUAAUAACCUUCAAGGAGAGUUUCCAGCGUCUUUCAUAAAUUUGACGCAAUUGUUGAUUUUAGAUCUUGGUGAGAAUCAACUCUCUGGUAGUAUACCAUUAUCAUGGGAAGCAAACACUUUCCCUUCCCUGCAAAUUCUUAGACUGCGACAAAACAUGUUGAAUGGUAGUAUUCCUUCACAACUAUGCCAACUUAAAUCACUCAAAAUUUUGGACCUUUCCAGAAACAAAUUACAAGGUUCAAUACCUCAAUGCAUAGGAAACCUUAAAGGAAUGACAAUGGAAAAAUCAAUAUCAUCAUCAGCUCCCAUACAAGCUUUUGCUUUGGCUCCUGGAUCUGAAUGGUCUGAUCAAGUUGUCACAGAAGUUGUGAAAGGAGUGGAACUCGAGUAUACAAAAAUAUUGAAGCUUGUAGUCAAUAUGGACUUGUCACAAAACAAUUUGAUUGGAUUUAUUCCUAAUGAAAUUACUUGGCUCACAGGACUACAUUUCUUGAACUUGUCAAAAAAUCAAUUGAAAGGAGAGAUUCCUCAAUUGAUAGGAGACAUGAAAUCACUAGAAUCUUUGGACAUGUCUCAAAACCAACUUUCAGGAACAAUUCCAAACACCAUGUCUGCUUUAACUUCAUUGAGUCAUUUAAACUUGUCGCACAAUAACCUUUCAGGACCAAUUCCCAAAGAUAAUCAGUUUUUGACUCUUGAUGACCCAUCUAUUUAUGCUUACAAUCCAUACCUUUGUGGAUCUCCACUCCCAAAUAUGUGUCCCGGUGGUAUUUCACAUGAAACUCCUGAAAGCAAAGGUGAUGAAGAUGACAAUGAGGUAGAAAAAGUAUUGUUCUAUUUUGUCAUAGCACUUGGUUUUGCAACUGGCUUAUGGGGAUUUAUUGGCACUUUGUGGUUGAAGAAGAAUUGGAGACAUGCUUACUUCAGAUGGGUGGAAGAUGUUGCUGACAAGAUUUAUGUGGCAUUUGUAAUUAAAGUGGCAAAGAUAAAGAAGAAGAUGAUGAGAAACCAUGUCCACUAGUGAUUAUAUGUUUAUGUUUCUUGUUUGUUUAUUUAUGUUUUCCUCAAUGUUUUCCAUUUUAGAUCAUAAAGAAUAAUAAGGUUCAUACCACUCUUUGUAGUUACUUUCUUGUGAUAUAUUUGAUAAUAGAUCAGACAAAUAUAAGUAUUUGAAUAA
Messenger RNA from Trifolium pratense (red clover), 3664 nucleotides. RefSeq names its product receptor-like protein EIX2. NCBI's taxonomy places the organism in Eukaryota, Viridiplantae, Streptophyta, Magnoliopsida, Fabales, Fabaceae. Gene Ontology annotation, cellular component: plasma membrane. Gene Ontology annotation, biological process: hormone-mediated signaling pathway. The transcript has 2 exons. The coding region runs from base 56 to 3508 and encodes 1150 amino acids. Gene Ontology annotation, molecular function: protein binding. The record is from RefSeq and is a predicted model, not a curated record.